UAUUACAAAAGAAAAUUUUUAAGAAAAAUAAAAUAAUUAAUAUGAAAAAUUUUAUAUAGUUAGUAUUGAUUCAAGAAAGAUGUUUUAACUGGUAAACACCAAGGUUUUAUCUUAGGGUUGUUUUCUGAAUUCACCGAUUUCUAUAUGGCGGCAAUUUUGCAGACGUUAGGAGACAGAAGUCUGUGCAAAGAGAGCAUCCCAUGGUACUCUUUGUAUUAGCCCACGAAACGUGCAAUAUUGAGAAUUCCUGUGAUCUAUUUUUAUUCUUUUAGGCAGUGUGUCCGGAUAAACAGUUUAAAUGGAAUCCAGUGAUGAAAUGAAGGAAGAACCUGAUGGACUUUUAUGAUCAAUAGUGUGUAAGUUAUCUGACAUCAGUACAGAGCAACAAAUCCUGUCCUUUGUGCCUUUAGAGAGUAGCUACUAUUUCAGCCGCACAGGUUGCAAAAUAUCAACCACAAGUUGAUGGCACAGUCAAAAGACACCAGAGAGGGAUAGAAAAGUAAACAACCAAGGAUGGAUACAAAUGUGACGCCAUCCAAGAGACGGCGCCUUGAUAACCCAGAUGACUCUGGGGACUGGGAUAAAAACUUCACUCUCACCCAGCAAGAUUUAGAUACCCUGGACAUUAUUGAAUCACAGGCAGUUGGUGAAUCAGUGCUCCACCCUUCAACUUCAUAUCAUCCUGAUCCAGAUGAUUCACAUGCUGUUGCACCAGUCCAGUAUCGCCCCAGUUUAUUUCAGGUCCCUUCUGUGGCUGAAGUUAACAGAUUAAAAGUAAGGACAUCAACUUCCUCAAGCUCUGGUUCCUCUGCUUACCCAAAGUCUGAAUCAUCGUUUUCUUUAAGAAAGACCCCAAGCACUGACUGCUCGUCAGCACCUGGCUCACUGACGACUAGCAAGUCCAGCAGCAGUCACCACUCAUCUAACCAGUCUCUGUCUGACCUCUCCCACCAAGUCUCCAUUCCAGCUGCCAGUGGUACUGGUGUCGACGCCAAAAGCAACCUGGGUACCAUUGUGGCCAUGAAAGAGGAGCUAACGAAGAGAACCAUUGAAGCUGAAAGACUGAAAAGCGAAGCACAAAAGGCAAAGAGUGAUCUAUAUGUUCGUGAUGGAGAGGUGAAGUUCCUGCAAGAUACACUCCGCAGACAAGAAGCUGAAAUUGAGAAACUGCGCGAAGAAAGGGAUAAUAGACGGGAAAGAGAAGCACAACAUCAAAAGGAGCAUGAAAAAAGCCUGAAAGCAGACAACGAACGCUUGCAGACUCUGAUUGAAUUCAAAUCACAAGACUGCCAACGCCUUCAGGAGCGAUGCCAAAGUCUGGAAGAAAGACUUCGGGAGUUAAAUGUUCAUGGAUCUUCCAUCUCAUCCUCGCAAGGCAGUCCCAGGAAGAGUCCACGAAAAAGGCGAGUUGCACCGGGACCAAGCAAAGCACCAGAGCAGAGGGGUUUUCCUAGUCAUCAGUCAUUCUUGUCUGCUGUAGAUGUUUCUGGAUCAAGAAGCAGAAAUUUUGAGAAUGCAGAGACAAUGACAGAGCCAUUUACUCUUCCAUCUACCCUCUCAGACAGAGCUUCCUUCCAGCCAAACACCAGACACCCAAGGCUUCAGCUUCACAUCUUCCCCCCUACAGGUGAAGUGACUGGUCCACAAAUUGUCUCUCAGCUUCUUCAGUGCAGCUACAAUCCAUCUGGGGACUUAUGUGAAAGGGGAAUUACAGGUCUGCUGCAGGCAUUGCCCUCUCGGCUUGAUCUUACAGAGCUGCAGUACACUCGAGACUUAACUACUUCACGCUUAUCACCAGUUAAACGAUGCUUCUCUACAGAGUCCAAAAGAAAUUUCUCCCCAGCUGUGCCCUCUUCUGUGGAAUGCAAAGCUGUUGUUCCAAAAGAACAUUUUCUCUAUGCAAUUGAGGGUCUGCGAAGUCUGCUAGAUUCAGAGCAAACUGAACAGACUUUAGGAACUUCCUUUUUGGAGGGUGAGCCACAACAUGCACCUGUUAAAACAUCACUGAGUGGCUGCAUUUUAAUACUACCACUUUUAAAUGACUACUUGGGACAUUACAUCAACAUUAUUAGCAGCCCCAUGCAUGGUGGGUGCAUGAGCCCCUCCUCUGGUUGUAGCACACCCAACGGCUAUGAAAGCUCCCUGGAAUCCAUUACAGCAUCUUUAGAAGUGUUACUUCAUGAGGGUGCUGAGUAUGCAAACAACUUGGAAUCAUUGACAUUGACAUCCCUAAAAGUGCUGCGUAAGCUUCUCUGCCUAAAUGAAGAUGUGCGAGCCACAUGUAUUCAGUCUAAAGUGAUCCCCCCUGUGACACGUCCACCUGUCAACACAAGUAGUUCAUCUCUUGACACAGAUCACAAUGAACACAGGAAGACAGAUGAUUCAGGGAUGGAAGGUGAUGAUGAAAAGAAUGGGUCCAGCUCAUCCACAUUUGAAAGUCCAGAUUCAAUUGCUUCUCCAGCAGCACACAUGCAGGAACUCAACAUCCUUCUUAAACUGGUCAGACUGGCGACACCUGGUCAGGAGAAGUCUAAGUUCAACAAACUUAUUGUUCAAGAAAGCCUUAGUGCAUUAACUGUGCUUGCUGAAAAGUCAUCUGACCUGGAAGUAGGAAGGAUGUAUGUUGUUUUUCUGCGUGGGUUCUGACAGACUGUCUGAAUCUUGAUGGACACCCUUUGAUUUGGAUUAGUGCCUUACAGCUGUUUGCUCAGCUAGUCAGAGCAGCUUCAAACCUGCCUGCCAUCUGCAGUAAAUCUGAUAGCUGCACGUUGCUGAGUAUCCAUAUGACCCUUAUAAAAUGUUUAUCAUCCCCUGAAAUAUUCAAAGGACAGCUUUUAAGUGUUUUUCAAUGGGUAACCAGAGGUCUGUCAAGUAUCAUUUCAUUUCACAGAAAUGGCGUCAGCCUCAUUAUGGAGAAUGACUGCAGAUGCAGCGCUCAGGUAAUUCCCAGCUUGGUGCAUGCUAUGUGUCGGCUUUUUCAAGAUCAUCGCACCGCAUCCAGUGAUGACAUACUUGGAGCACUACGCAAAGGUGUUUCACUGCUCCAUGCCAUCAGCCUGGGGGAUCUCCACUUUCAGCACCGCUACACUCCAGUGCAUCCAAGUUACACCAGCUUAAUGUUUGAUCUGACAUUGUUGUACAAAAAAUAUCCACUCAUCCCACCUGCUGAAGCAUCUGCCUUGGAAGACUUGUGGGACUAUGAGCAUGAGGACUCAGACAUAUCUCAAGACAGUAAUUAAGCGAAACACACAGGAAUGUGUCUCAGGACUGUGAUGUUGCCCAGGUUGUGCAGAGACGGUGCACUGAUGCCCUUUUCCAACCCCAUUACUUUUUCUGCUCAGAAAGAGUAUAUCACUGACAUUUAGCUCCAGUUUUAUGUGGCAGAGUUUAAGUCAUCUGUGUGUUAACUGUUUUUGGUCUUUGAAAAGAGUGAUAUUUAAGAGUAGCGAGAUGAAGGGGAUGCGAGGAAAUGAGUGGUUGAUGUGUAUGUGUGGGUGUUCCCACUCACACAGAUGCAUCUAUGUAUAAUGGUGGUAUGUGUUGGAGUGAGCAUCAAGCACAAUAUAAUUAUUGAUCUCUACAACUUAACAUAUUCAUUGUAAAAAUAUGGUGUUUUUUUUUUUUUUUUCUUAAGUUUGAUGGGAAAAUUAAUUUGUCAAGAUGUCAAAUGGAGAUUUAUACAGAAAAAGAAAGAAUAUUAAGUGAUAUCAAGAGGAGAAUUAAAUAUUUUCCUUAAUGUAUUUUGCAGAUUCAAGAAAAAUAUGUAUUUUUAUUUUACACUCUAGUUGGUAAAUAUUUUUUCACAUAAAAUCUUUAAUGAAUUUUUACUCUGAUCCUUACCCUGCCACCUACCCUUAAUCUUCCAUACCAUAAGAAAGCCUGUUUACUUUUAACCUUGGAAAGUUCCAGAAAGUAUAUUUGGGUAAAAUAUUACAUCUUUUUUUUUAACUGUUGUCUAUUUUCUUUCCCCUCUGAUAUGGCAUGUGUAGGGGAAAACCUUUCCUAGACCAUUUGAAGGAGGCUGAAUGUUUGUGAGCAGUUCAUAUGUCAUGCCACUAUUAAAUCUAUUUUCCAUGAAAA
Pomacea canaliculata is the source of this 4080-nucleotide messenger RNA. RefSeq names its product ATR-interacting protein-like. NCBI's taxonomy places the organism in Eukaryota, Metazoa, Mollusca, Gastropoda, Architaenioglossa, Ampullariidae. The transcript is spliced from 16 exons. The record is from RefSeq and is a predicted model, not a curated record. Gene Ontology annotation, biological process: DNA damage checkpoint signaling; DNA repair. The coding region runs from base 514 to 2646 and encodes 710 amino acids.